UGGAUAACUGAAGUCAGCCUCUCUCCUACCAUUCAGCCAUCGCUCUGAUCCAACACUGCUGCUUUCUCCCUCUACUUACGAGCAUUUGUUAGUUUUGUCAUAGGUCUAACACUGUGAGGGAAGUGUCAUUCAUACAUCCAGAGGACUUCUGGUCCGCGUUUGGACAACUUCUACUUUUACGCAUGGCAACAUCGGUGACAAUCCAGGAGUGACAACUGGACGGGCAUAACGUGCGACGCUAAAUUGUGAAUUUACAGAGCUGUUUAUAAACUAAUCCCAGCUGUCUGCAGUCAGUGUUUGCGGAAGCCAUGUUUUCCAAAGCCACUGCCAACUUCAUCCGUCAGAUUGACCCAGAGGGGAGCCUCAUCCACGUGUCCCGAGUCAAUGACUCAAAAAAACUGGUUCCCAUGGCAGUGGUUGUCAAACGCAACCGCAAGUGGUUCUGGCAGAAGCCCAAGUACCAACCAACAGUUUUCACCCUCAGCGACUUGUUGCAAGGCGACGAGGUGCUCAUUCCUGGAGUGUCCGAGGCAGAAUUCCUUGACUAUGAGGGGACAUUUAGAGACAAAGUCUCUGGGACGCUGGACACCGAGGCUGGCUCUGCCAGACUCACAGUGGAGGGGGAGGGCUCCUUCAAGCUCCAGUCAUGUUUUGGCAAGCUGAAGAAAGAGGAACUGGAUGUGAGGACGCUGUUACGGGACUCCAGAAGCAGGUUGGUGGACAUGCAGCACCAGCUGGUGCAGCAGCUGGAGAAGCAAGCUGAUGUGCUGGCAGUGGUGAAGGAGAGGAUCCUCACCACAAGCUCCUGCUCCAUCACCCAGAUGAAAAGGGAGCAGUGCAUGUUUCAGGGGGUGCUCGGGCUAGUGGCCAUGUUGGGGAGCCCUGUCAAGAUGUGUGUGAAAGACAAAAACAAGAUUGAGGCAGACAGUGAUGUUUCCUUGGAGAUCCCUUCUGGUACAGUCAUUGCGUACAGCAUCCUGGAACUGGAGAUUAAAAAAAAUGGACACUUUAAUAUAUGUCUACAGCCUGACACAAUAGGAGGCAUUGAGCAAGACUCGCCCUUGUCCUGGUCAUCCCACGUCUCCAUAAAUGAGGUUGACGGCAAGCUCAAUGGGGGGAAGGCUCCAGAUACAAUACCUCUGAGUGCACUGCUUAAUGGAUCACAGGAGAUGGACCUUUCUCCUCUGGCAGAGCUGCCCGACUCAACUCGGUGUGCCUUGUUCAAGAGACUUCAGGAGGUUCUGAGCGACAAAGCUGCUCUUUCAUAUAUGGAGUUUUUGCUGGAGGAGUUGUGCAGUGGUAAAACACUCGAUAUGGCCAAGCACGAGGACCUGUCAGAGAGUCAGAGAGAAUCGUUGUCAGCCGUACUGGACCAGCUGGCUGAGAACAGCCAGGGUGGUGUCCCUCCCCACCUAAACGCAGCUCACCUGUUGGUCAGUGCCAUGGAAGAAUUGCCUGAUGAAACUCUGUGCCUCUUGAGUGAGAGCCGUCCUGAUUUUCUGAAGGCCUUCGACACGCUGAUGUGCACGCUACAGAAGAGCAGCGAGCCUUUCUCAAUCCAGCAGCUUCCCAUCGCGCUGCAGGACAACCAGGCCUUCCAACUGGCAGAACAGCUGCUCAGCUCCACUUAUGUGACGCUGAAAAGAGACGGCGACAUGCUGUGGAAGGAGACAGGAAAUGAAGCAGGGGUUCUCCCACUGGUCCUCUCUCUCAGCAUAGAGGGAUUGUCCCUGCUGUGCAAAGGGUUAAAACUGUAAUUGUGUCUGCAUGUGCACUUUCUUGUCUUCCUUUCUUUAUGUUACAUUAUCUCAAUUUCUUUCUUUAUUAUAAAGUUUAUUGGGAGUAAGCCUAUUGCAAUAUGUUGCAUAAAAUCCUUAUUUCAUGAUAUUAUUUUUUUUAUGCCUACAGUGUGAGAAAAAUAAUGCUAUUAUAUGUUCUUUCCUACAUCCUACAUAUGUUUUUAUACUUAACAAGCACUUAAUAUUUUGUAUACAAAAGGAAAUUUAUAUAUUUUAUGAGAUGGAUUCUUAUACUCUGGUGCAGCUCUGACAUUGUUUAUUUGUCUCGCUCUUUUAUAGCUUGUAAACCACCAAGUUGGUUUUUCAUCGAUCAGGCACCUUACAUAAAUGUGCCUUAUAAAGUGUUAUUGUUUUGUAUAAAUCCAGCUUUAUUUUUUUAUUUAUGAAAAUGUGUCUUCUUCAUCAGUGAAAAUGCACCACUGUUGAGCUGAAAACCAUUCAGAUUCCUUGGCUCAGAAAAAACUUUAAAUGUGGUAGAUGUCAAGUUUUUCAAUUUUCUACAAAGUGUAAAGUUUGAUGCUUGCUAUUAGUACGCAACUUUGGUAACAUUUAUACAUUUAUGCAGUAGGCUGAAAACUGUCAUGCGCCAUUUCUUGCCAGGAUUUUUAUUUUAAAUUGGUUGUAUUUUAUUAUGUAUGCUGCUCCUAAUCAAAAGAUUUGCUAUUAAGCUAUUUUAUUUAUCAAGAAAACAGUAUAUUUAACAUUCCUUCAUUAAAAUGUAGUAUUGA
Molecule: messenger RNA, 2527 nt
Organism: Plectropomus leopardus (leopard coralgrouper)
Lineage: Eukaryota; Metazoa; Chordata; Actinopteri; Perciformes; Serranidae
Product: gasdermin-E-like
Biological process (GO): programmed cell death
Cellular component (GO): cytoplasm
Source: RefSeq, a predicted model, not a curated record